CGGCAACUUUCAAACGUAACCAUGGAAGGUAGUUCUGAAAUAAGGAAAAAGUCUCGGGAAUCUAAAGUGUGUUCGAGAUGUGGGAAAUCAGUUAUAAAUUUAUCUCGUCAUCAGAAGGAUGUACAUAAAGUGAAUAAGAUUUUUCGUCAGGUAGAUGUAUAUAUAAAUGGAAACAAGAAAGCGCCUAAUAGGAAGAUAAAGUUUUGUCCGUUAUCUCCAUGCAAGCAUUCAAAGAAAGGUGUCUUUCAACUUCAUCAUCAUUUACAGUCAAAUAUCCACAAGCUUAAUCCCAACUCAAACCAAUACUUAGAUGCGCUUAAAUCUGCUCCGAGAAUUGGGCUUCAAGAGCUACGAGAUCACAUUGCCAAGAGAAAGAAAUCCAAAGCAAAGAGCGCCACAACUAAAGAUGGUCCUAAAAAGAGAAAAAUCGAAUCAAAAUCACCUGUACGUGGAAAGGCCGCAAAAAGGGUGAAAUUUUACAAGGGUGACAAGGAAAAUGAGUAUAGUUUGGUGAAUAGAAUCGAAGCUGAGGAAGAAAUUGAAAAUGACUCGGAUGAUCAAUUAUUAGAAAAUCCUGAAGGAGAAGCAACUAUCAGCAGAAACGUGAGUAACCCUGGGCACCUCGCACCGACCUCCUCCAAUAGUAAUGCAGAGGAGCGCAAACUACAUAAUGAAGAAAGUUGUGAAUCAAAGGUAAGAGAGACGUACAAUGAUGAUGACAGCAAAUUAGAGUAUGAUCAGCAAGUUGAUAAAGUGGAACACAAGCUACAUAAUGAAGAAAGUGGAGAUUCAGGCAAUGAUCAUGACAGUAAUUUGGAGUAUGAAAAAGUAAUGGAUCAAAUGGAAUCAAAGGUAGGUGAUACACAUGAUGACCAUGACAGCGAUUUGGAGUAUGAUCAACUUGUGGAUAACGUGUGGAAAAGAAAUGAAGAGUGCAAGAAGCGAAGCUUUAAACAGUUAGUGUCUAUGAUGUCCUCCCAGUGUGAAAGCGAUGCCGAGCUAUCUGAAGAGUUAAACAACCGCAAAAAUGCUGACCAAGUAAUCCAACCACCUCAACCACCAGUGACGGCUGGUAAUACCAAAUCUAGUGAAAUAGUUAUAUGCGACAGUGAAGAAGAGGAAAUUUUAGACCCAAACUAUCACCCUUCCCUGGACUCCGAAUCAGAGUGUAGCACUGGAAGCUUGUCAGAUAACUGCUCGUUGCAAGAAAGGGAUGACAUUUUAACUGAUUUCGUGGAAAACGUAGAUAAUCUCGAUUUUCUUCGUGUGGAACCAGAAUGGAAGAGCGUGGUUGAUGUUGUUUUUGAAAGAAAAAAGAACGCUGGUAAUACUGACUCCCAAAGCAAUCUUUCACAAGGUAAAGUGCCUAAGGAAGUUAUGAAUGAUGAUGAAUCAUCAGUAUACGAUAGCGAUGAUGAUGAUAAUGACGACUGUCUUGAAGAGAUGGAAGAUGAUGUCAGUUUUGAAGACAAUGAUAGUAGUGAUGACAGCCCACUGCUUAACGAGUUUCAUUCCUGGUUGAUAGACGUAGACGGGGGUUAUCGCUGCGCAAAAGUGGCUGGUCAGUACAAGUCACAGGUAAAACGCAUCAUGAAAGUUCUUUCAGAAGAUUUCCCUCAAGCAGCAAAUGAAAUAGAUCUUGUUACUGUCGAGGGGCAUGACGGAGUGGUAAUGUUGAGGAAGUGGUUGGGUCAACUAUCUGAGGAGUAUCAACCUGGAACCAUUAGAUCAUACCUAAUGAGCCUUAGGCUAUUCCUUAAAUUCCUUGUGCAAGAAGAGAAAGGGCAAGAUAGAUUAGACACACUUCAUGCAAGGAGAGAUCUUUUAACUUCGUGGUCAUCUGCUCAAAGAAAGAAGGUGCUGAAAAGGAAAUUAGAGAAACAUGACAUGGACUUUGCAAAACUCCUUUCUAGCGAAGAUCUAUAUAAAGUGUCAAAUGGACAACAGCGAAUAAACAUAAUUAAAGCGCUUGGAACAGCUGCGGAGAAAAGCAAAGCUUGUGGAGAACCUGUGCUGGUCAACGAUCAGACCUUUUGCGAAGUAAGGGAUUGGCUGAUUACAAGAUUAAUAAUUGACAACUCCGGAAGAAGUGGUAUUGCAGCAAAUAUAACAGUGGAGGAAUUCAAAGAUGCUAAACUGUACGCUGGAGAAGAAGAUGGAGAGAGAUACCGCGUAUCAGUUAAGAAUCACAAGACAGGAGGUGUUUAUGGGGCAGCCAUUGUAUGGUUUCAUGCUGAUGUUUACAAUCUGGUGAAUACGUAUAUCUCAAGGGUGAGGCCUAAGUACGUCAAAGAUGCCACAGAUAACAU
This is a messenger RNA of Pocillopora verrucosa, 2309 nucleotides long. The record is from RefSeq and is a predicted model, not a curated record. NCBI's taxonomy places the organism in Eukaryota, Metazoa, Cnidaria, Anthozoa, Scleractinia, Pocilloporidae.